AUCUUUGCCAUCCAGACCUCUCACACCUCUUCACUCUCACCACACCCGUUACACAAUUGUUGUCAUCUUGGUCACGAUCCUCACCCACACGCGUUCCAGACGGCAAAAGCAAAAUGGCUCAAACAAUGCCACUCGUUCCGCGAAUCUUCUUCCGCUACGUCGAGCCUGCCCCAGUCACAUACGGCGCGAUCCUCGGGGUCAUCAACCCCAGGCCAUGACCGGGCUGCUUGCGUCCACAUCUCGUCAUGAUCCCACACCUUUGGAGACCCUCGCCUGUCUGUACUUCAGCAACAUGCUCUGGCUUGUCGCCAUGUUGACCGUCGUCGUGUUCUGGUUCAGCUCGGAGAUCAAAGUCAUCAAGGGUUAUGUGCUUGUGAGCGCGUUGUCGGAUUUCACGCCUUGGGCAGGGAUUACGUAUGCUUUGAAACUUGAAGCCGGAGCCUGGGACGCGGCCAAUUGGUCCUACGUGACACCGGACUUGAGAGCGCAGAUUCUCGUGCCUGUUGCCACGUUCUCGAUCAAGCUGGGCUACCUGCUGGGACUGUUUGGGCAGGAUCGGGCACCGCAGAAGAAGACGAUAUAGAAGCAAUUCUAUAGUGGCAGGUUGUCGUAAGGCCAUCGGAGUGAUUAUAACACCACGACCCCGCCGUAUAGAAAAUCCCCUAGGCAGAUGAUCAUUGCGACGGAAGUUAAUGUACCAAGAGGCCCAGCCCUAGUAUGUAACUCUUAGGACCGCGGCAUUGAUGGAUAAUUCACG
This is a messenger RNA of Exophiala xenobiotica, 757 nucleotides long. RefSeq lists its product as uncharacterized. The record is from RefSeq and is a predicted model, not a curated record. The transcript has a single exon. Bases 215 to 583 code for a protein of 122 amino acids. Lineage: Eukaryota; Fungi; Ascomycota; Eurotiomycetes; Chaetothyriales; Herpotrichiellaceae.